CGCCAGGUUAACCGAGCGACGUAUUUUUGUUCCUGUGUCAACGAAAAAAAGAAGAAAAGAACAGCAGCUCGUGAAAACCCAACAAGUUAUUCCCAAAUAUUUAUUUUUUUCGUCGUACAUAAGCGGGAAUUCCUCGUGUGUGAAAUCUAAAAUCCGUUUUUUUGAAAUAACUCAUUUUGAAAAUGAACUCCAAUGUGGAGAAUUUGCCCCCACACGUUCUUCGCUUGGUGUACAAAGAAGUUUCAGCCUUAGCAGCGGACCCGCCGGAGGGUAUCAAGGUCUACCCCAGUGAUGAAGACAUAACGGAACUGCACACGGCCAUAGAAGGGCCCGAGGGAACCCCGUUUGCCGGCGGCGUGUUCCGAAUGCGCCUGGUCCUCGGUAAGGACUUCCCCGCCGUUCCUCCCAAGGGGUAUUUCCUCACCAAGAUUUUCCAUCCCAACGUGGGCCACAAAGGCGAGAUCUGUGUCAAUGUCCUCAAGAGGGACUGGAAGGCUGAACUCGGGCUCAGACACGUCUUGCUCACAAUCAAAUGUCUCCUCAUCCACCCCAACCCGGAGUCGGCUCUCAAUGAGGAGGCGGGGCGCCUACUCCUGGAGGACUACACGGAAUACGAGGCCCGCGCCCGCCUCCUCACAGAGAUCCACGCCAUGAUGGGACCCGGCUGCUCCUCUGGGACCUCGCAGGACCCGAACGACGGGCCGCAGCCCAAGAAGCACGCGGGAGAUCUCGGCAAGCGGGCGGGAGCUGGCGCGGCAGCCGUGCCCGCCGCUCUGGGGAACGGCGCCAGCGGACCCAGCACGACCGCCAGCAGUAGUAGCGGUAGCGCUGUUAACAACAUAGCCGUCAAAAAGAAAGCAGAUAAAAAGCGCGCAUUGAGGCGACUUUAAUGCAACAUUUUCAGCUUGUGUGUGUGUGUGCGCGUGCCUGUGUGCGCGUGCCUGUGUGUGUGUGUGUAUGUGUGGGUGUAAAUACAGAUAUCCAAUUUCCUUUUUUCAUUUUUUUUCCCUUCUCAACCACGAUCCAGACUGUCCACUUUGUACCAUAGCGUUUGACUUGUCAGAAUUAAAUUCCAAAUGAAAAUAUUAACAGGUAA
Molecule: messenger RNA, 1096 nt
Organism: Hippocampus comes (tiger tail seahorse)
Lineage: Eukaryota; Metazoa; Chordata; Actinopteri; Syngnathiformes; Syngnathidae
Gene: ube2s
Product: ubiquitin-conjugating enzyme E2S
Exons: 4
Coding region: 183-890 (235 amino acids)
Source: RefSeq, a predicted model, not a curated record